Messenger RNA from Chara braunii, 1955 nucleotides. NCBI's taxonomy places the organism in Eukaryota, Viridiplantae, Streptophyta, Charophyceae, Charales, Characeae. The record is from the annotation of a GenBank genome assembly.
GGGAUACCACAUCAGCAGGCACCGGUCUGGUCUAUGCUGUUGCGUUCACAGAUAGCAGUAAUGGACCAGAAGGCCGGGGAAACAGACAAGGCCUGUCAGGCCCGCAUGUUAGCCUGGAGUACCGAGACAAAGAAGCGGGCAGAUGACGCUGCCGCAGCAGCAAAAAAAGUGGCAGAGGAUGCCGAGCAGGCACGUCUGCUGGCGGUUGAACAACAGCGCCAGCAUGACGAGGCAGCAGCAAGGGCUGCCGAUGAAGAGAGAACACAGCGUCGUGAGAAGAUAUUUACCGGAGAGCGGGCAUUACUUACCAUGGCGGCAGAAUGGCGAAUUGAGGCCGAGAAUAACCAAUUGGAGGAUAGCGCAAACAAGAUAGCGCUCCUCCUCUCGCAUCUCACGGAUCUCCUGGCAACCUGCAUUACACAGCAGGCAGAGAUCCUUGGUCUCGACAGAUCGCUAGCUCACCUCCAAGACCGUUUUCAACGGUUGGAGCAGCGACCAGUCGCCGCCGCCGACGCAGGCUCUUCCAAUACUGCCGACCGCCUCAGUGCACUGGAGAUGCACGUCGGCUCACUCCAGGAUGGCGCACAGUUACAGCUCACCGCGACGCAACAGUUGCAGCAGCGGGUCUGUACCACCGCCACUACCUCGAGUACGGAGCCGCACGAGUCAACUCCAAAGUUUGACGGGCAGGAGAUCUUCUGCGACGCCAUGAAGACAGAUCCAAUUCCAUGGUUUCGCAAGUUCGAGCUCACGCUGCAGCUCCACAACGUCAAGGAACACAAGCAUCAUGCCUACUUGUACUCUCGCUCAGGGGGCGCGUGUCAGGCUUGGUUGGACAACCUGUUGUCCAAGUACGGAGUGGUAGCUAAUGACUUGCACACCAAGAUCACCUGGGAUGAUCUGAAGGUGGCGUGGCACAAGCGGUUCCAGGUGGAGCCGCCAGAGAUCAAAGUCAUGGACAAGCUCAUGGUCUUCGAGCAAGGCACGUUGCCGAGUACAGAAUGGAUCGUCGAGUACCACCGCUUGACGUCAGUCCCAGACAUUCAGAUGGGCUUCAAGGCCAUCCGCCACUACUUCAUCUCAAGGUCAUGUCCGGCACUGAGCAAUGCCCUAACGCAUGUCGAGGACACCUUGACGACGACGGCGGAAUUAUUUGACAAGGCUGCGCAGAUCAUCGUCACGAACAAGGAGGCCAAGAACCUUCGUUCAUCUGCGUCAGGCCCGAGCAGGGACCAGCAUCGGCCAAGAGUGGCCGUGGUCGCAGCGGCAGCGCCGCUAGACCAAACCAGCGAGGCUGCGUCUGCCAGUGAAGGAAACAGAUUCGCAGCCGCCCGAGUAGGCUACUCCAAGAUCGCGGCCCACUUAAACAAGCUUCAGUGCGAGGAUCGGUCGUUUGACUUCGGAGAGGAGGCGCGAGGAUCAUUCUUCGCUCUCAAAGCCGCGCUAUUGUCUGCGGAGGUCUUGCGAAUCUACGACCCGAUCGCGCCUACGCGUGUCACUACGGAUGCGUCAGGCUAUGGCAUUGGUGCAGUCCUCGAGCAACAUGAUGGUGUGGACUGGCACCCGGUCGAGUACUUCAGCAAGAAAGUGCCCCUCGUGCAUUCCAUUGACGAUGYAYRCAAGAAGGAGCUCCUCGCCUCCGUCCACGCGCUCAAACGGUGGCGGCACUUCCUCAUUGGUCGAAGCCAAUUUCGCUGGGUAACGGACAACAAUCCGUUGGUCUUCUACAAGACCCAAGACACCGUCAACAGCACCAUCGCUCGAUGGAUGGCUUUCAUCGACCAGUUCGACUUCUUUCCCGAUCACAUUCUCGGGCAGUCAAACCGUUUUGCGGAUGCUCUUUCACGGCGUCUGGAUCACUGUACCGCGGUCUACUCAACAUUCGAGAUCGACGACGACCUGUGAAACAGCUUCAUCCGCGGCUACCAAGCCGACCCCGAUUUUCGCGACAAGUA